AUGAACAACGAUAUCGAUAAAGAUACGAAGAUCCUUGGAUACGACAGCAUCCUAACCGGAAAGAUGGUCGUUCAACCCCCGCGCCAGCCUCAUGUCAUCUUUGACGGGAAAACCACCAAAGUCCAGCAGCCUAUGGCAUACAAAUCUCUCCACCUGAUGGAGCUGGCCGGUCAUUUGGAGAUGGAAAGCAAGAAGAAUGUUGUUGACAAGGAAACCAUAGCACACCCUGGCUAG
Messenger RNA from Schizophyllum commune H4-8, 234 nucleotides. RefSeq lists its product as uncharacterized. The record is from RefSeq and is a predicted model, not a curated record. NCBI's taxonomy places the organism in Eukaryota, Fungi, Basidiomycota, Agaricomycetes, Agaricales, Schizophyllaceae. The coding region runs from base 1 to 234 and encodes 77 amino acids. The transcript is spliced from 2 exons.